This is a messenger RNA of Drosophila takahashii, 597 nucleotides long. RefSeq lists its product as uncharacterized. The record is from RefSeq and is a predicted model, not a curated record. NCBI's taxonomy places the organism in Eukaryota, Metazoa, Arthropoda, Insecta, Diptera, Drosophilidae.
UUUAAGCACAGUCUAGCGAUUCAGUUGCGUCGAAAACAGAAUUCAGAACACAACACAAUGAAUAAAUCCAAAUCGGAACGUUUCGGACCCUCGCAGGAGGUCGGAGUGCCAAGGACGGCAUCUGGGUCCGUGAAGGAUCUCCAGGCAUCUGAUCGAAACCUUUGCGGAAAGCCUAGCUUCCUCGUCUGCCGGGGAAAGAAGUCGCCCGAUAUGACCGAAGUCGACAGCUCGACCGAUCUCAGAGAGCCAAACGGCUCAAAUCUGCAGCAGACCGCUCUGAAAAUCCAUGGCAUUAUGAAGCACCAACGAAACAUAAUCGAAAUGGUGGAUGAUGCUAACAAUAAUAUCUAAACGCUUCCCGGAGGAGAAAUGACUACGAAAGUAAGGUCUCCACCAAAUGCCUUAUUAUUUGUCGAAAUUUUCAAGUUCAACUAAAUUUGACCAGUGUUACUCCCGGCAUUUACGUUCCAUUCAUCCAACACACUUAAUAUCCCGCUCUUUCGGAUUAUCCGGUCAGCAUUUGCCAUUGUACCCUCGGCCACAUUUGUUGCGAUCAAUGGCUUUAUCAUUUUGUUUUUAAUAAAUAUUUAUAAGUAA